Messenger RNA from Notolabrus celidotus (New Zealand spotty), 1272 nucleotides. It is a transcript of the gene hoga1, whose product is annotated as 4-hydroxy-2-oxoglutarate aldolase 1. Gene Ontology annotation, molecular function: N-acetylneuraminate lyase activity; 4-hydroxy-tetrahydrodipicolinate synthase activity. Gene Ontology annotation, biological process: N-acetylneuraminate catabolic process. The transcript is spliced from 7 exons. Lineage: Eukaryota; Metazoa; Chordata; Actinopteri; Labriformes; Labridae. The record is from RefSeq and is a predicted model, not a curated record. Bases 388 to 1272 code for a protein of 294 amino acids.
AUCCUGCAGGGCGGAGCUUCAGACCUGCUGUCAACUCCUCUGACGUCGCGUGUCUUUAGGUUAAAUGUGGUGUUUUGAGUUAAUGAAAGUCCUGAUACAGGUCUCAGUUCAGUGACCUGCUCUGUGAUGAAGUGAGGGGCGCGUGCUGAAAGUAAGAAGCGAGUUUAAAGAGAGGAAGAGGAGAAGACACGCUGCAGGUUAAUCCUCGCUUCUGCACGAGUCCCUUCAAGAGUCUGAUGGUUUCAAAGUUCCUCAGAAACCCCAAAACCUAGAGACUAUUGACAGGACCAGGUUAGUGAUUAACAGUCCUCCUCCUCCUCCUGUGAAGCAGACAGCUGCUCAGAGUCCCAGCACACAGCAGCAGAGAGCAGCUCAGUCCGCUUCACCAUGCUCUGCGUCCGCGCCUGGAGAGCCAUGAACCCUCACCUGUCCGCGUGGAAGCAAACCCUCAACUACUCCUCAGCUGCCAGGCUGGACCUCAGCGGGAUCUACCCCCCCAUCGGCACCCCGUUCACCGAGAAAGAGGACGUGGACUACCAGAGACUGGAGGAAAACCUGCAGAAAUACGCACAGAUACCGUUUAAAGGUCUUGUGGUUCAGGGCUCUAACGGUGAGUACCCGUACCUGACUGAGGAUGAGCGGGUGGAGGUGGUGAAGACGGUCAGAAGAUCUCUUCCUGCAGGAAAGCUGUUGCUGGCCGGAUCAGGAUGUGAAUCCACCAGAGCUACGGUCGAGCUCACCGAGAAGAUGGCCGCAGCCGGAGCGGACGCGGCGCUGGUGGUGACGCCGUGCUUCUACAAGGGCAAGAUGGACAGCCGGGCUCUGGUGCAGCACUUCACGAAGGUGGCAGACAGCAGCCCGGUGCCGGUGGUCCUGUACAGCGUGCCGGCUAACACGGGCCUGGAGCUGCCGCUGGACGCCGUGGUGCAGCUUGCUCAGCAUCCAAACAUCCUCGGCCUGAAGGACAGCGGAGGAGACAUCACACGGAUCGGCCUGAUUGUUCACAAAACCAAAACGCAGGAUUUCCAGGUGUUGGCCGGCUCAGCAGGGUUCCUCAUGGCCUCCUACUGUGUUGGAGGUCUGCUUUCUAAAAAGCCCCUCCGGCCGGGCCGGGGCCCGCGCUGGAAUCAGGCCAUGGACGCAAUUCAACAGCGCACCUCUAACGAGUACUUCUCCACCAGAACAGAUGGUGGCGCUAAUACCUGUUCACCUGGGGUUCACCUCUCAUUACACAUGCACGGCUCACAAUACCUGACGAGUGGAGGAGAGUAG